Manis pentadactyla (Chinese pangolin) is the source of this 2569-nucleotide messenger RNA. It is a transcript of the gene SNX4, whose product is annotated as sorting nexin 4. Gene Ontology annotation, biological process: protein transport. NCBI's taxonomy places the organism in Eukaryota, Metazoa, Chordata, Mammalia, Pholidota, Manidae. Gene Ontology annotation, molecular function: phosphatidylinositol binding. The coding region runs from base 233 to 1444 and encodes 403 amino acids. The record is from RefSeq and is a predicted model, not a curated record. The transcript is spliced from 15 exons.
GGAGCAGGUACCUCCGGACCCCGAGCGACAGUUACAGCCGGCGCCCCUAGAGCCGCUGGGUCACCCCGACGCUGGGCUGGAGACCGCGGUCGGCGGGGAAGCAGGGGCGGCCCAAGACGAGGGUCCCGGAGACGGCACGUAAAUCAUCAAUGCAGAGGUUCUCACAAAGUAACAGUCCCUUUGAACACCCCAUAUAUUCUCCUGGGUGUUGCUCACCCCCACCACCACAGAGAUGACAGAAAAUAAUUUUUCAUUGAAGAAGAUAGAAAUUAGUGUUUCAGAAGCAGAAAAACGAACUGGAAGAAAUGCCAUGAACAUGCAAGAAACAUAUACUGCUUACCUCAUUGAAACAAGGUCAGUUGAACGCAUUGAUGGUCAGAGUGUCCUAACAGACUCACUGUGGAGGCGGUAUAGUGAAUUUGAGUUGUUGAGAAACUACCUUUUAGUUUACUAUCCACAUAUUGUUGUGCCACCUCUCCCAGAAAAAAGGGCAGAAUUUGUUUGGCAUAAACUCUCUGCUGACAACAUGGACCCGGAUUUUGUGGAAAGACGAAGGAUUGGUUUAGAAAACUUUCUCUUGAGAGUUGCUUCACAUCCCAUUCUUUGUAGAGACAAAAUCUUCUGUUUGUUUUUAACACAGGAAGGUAACUGGAAGGAGACUGUGAAUGAAACUGGGUUUCAGCUGAAGGCAGACUCCAGGUUAAAAGCGCUUAAUGCAACAUUCAGAGUGAAAAACCCAGACAAGAGAUUUACUGAGCUAAAACACUACAGUGAUGAACUACAGUCUGUCAUCUCACAUCUUCUUCGAGUCAGAGCUAGAGUAGCAGAUCGACUCUAUGGUGUAUAUAAAGUACAUGGGAAUUAUGGACGAGUUUUCAGUGAAUGGAGUGCCAUAGAAAAAGAAAUGGGUGAUGGCCUACAGAGUGCUGGUCAUCAUAUGGAUGUGUAUGCAUCUUCUAUUGAUGAUAUUUUGGAAGAUGAAGAACACUAUGCAGAUCAGCUAAAGGAAUAUCUGUUUUAUGCAGAAGCAUUGCGGGCUGUGUGCAGAAAACAUGAACUUAUGCAGUAUGACUUGGAGAUGGCUGCUCAGGACUUAGCAUCCAAAAAGCAGCAAUGUGAGGAACUGGCAACUGGGACUGUGAGAACCUUUUCUUUGAAGGGCAUGACCACCAAGCUUUUUGGUCAAGAAACUCCAGAGCAGAGGGAAGCCAGAAUAAAGGUGCUAGAAGAGCAAAUAAAUGAAGGAGAACAACAAUUAAAGUCUAAAAAUCUGGAAGGCAGAGAAUUUGUGAAAAAUGCUUGGGCUGAUAUUGAACGCUUCAAAGAACAAAAGAACCGUGAUUUAAAGGAAGCCCUUAUAAGCUAUGCAGUCAUGCAGAUCAGUAUGUGCAAAAAGGGGAUUCAAGUUUGGACCAAUGCUAAGGAAUGCUUUAGCAAGAUGUAAUCCUGUGAAAUGGAUUUUUCUUCAGUUGAAGUGCCCCAAAACAGAAGCACAAGUAAAUUUUAAAAAUUUUAUUUGCUACCCAGUAUAUACAAAAAUAUAUAAUAAGUUGAUUAAAUUCAACUUUCUUUAAUUUGAUUGUAGUUGUGUUGAUAUAGCACAAAAAGGAUGUAUUUCAAUGAAGAUUAAAUAAUAUAAUUUAAGGUUUUGGGGACUGGUGCUGAUUCCAAAAAGUUAAUUUGAUAAUAUAUACCAUAGAUUGUUUGUUAGACUUCUGAACCAAUGACUGAAAGUCCGGAUGUUAGAUAUUUUCUGGAUGUUUGUUUGAAUGCCAGCUUCUUCAGAUCUGUUUAUGUAAGGAGUUUUUUUCCUAAGAUGAAAUUCCUAUUUUACUUGGGAAGACCCACUAAUCUGUUACAGAGGGUUAUUUUUUUCUUGCCUUAUAGUUGAGCUGUUUGGUUUGACAAAGCUCAGCAGAAACUUCGUGUGAAAUCUAAGACUUCUCUCCUGCAUUCAUUGAUGCCCCCUAUAACAUUUGCAAACACUAGAAAAUGCCUUCAAUUUGUGUUUUACCAGAAUUUUGAUACUGGUGAGAAAUUUUAUACUGCCAACAAAGAAGACUCAACUUCUCAGAUAUAUAGUGGAAUACAUUGUAAUGAUCUAGGAGUUGCUGUAUAGGAAGUUUUGAUUGAGUAUGUUACAUAUAAGCAUUAAGUUCUUCUCAAAUAAUUCGUAACUUCAGUGAUGAGCCUAAGUUUACUCUGUCAGCUCUCUAUAUACGGCAUUUCAGGGUACAAGUUGUAGCAUUUCAAUGUAUGAUAUAUAUGUAAUGAACAUAUCUGUUAGUAUCUUGAUUAUUAACGUCUUUUCUAUUGCUUGGCUGUAAUUUUUGUAAAGAUAAAUUAUAUUGGGUUUUUUUUUUGUGUUUUUUGUGGUAUAUGUUCAGAAGCAAAGCACCCUCAUUUUGCUAGCUUUGCAGAAUCUUAAAUGUGUACUCAUUAUUACUAAUUAUGUAAAAAAAUCCACAGUACUGUUCAGCAUUUGACUUUUUUACAUGUUUAAAACAUUGUUGGAUUUUUGUGCUGUUUGCCAAACUUGAUACAAUAAAUAAAUGAAGUAUUGUGCUGA